AUGGCGAAGCGCGGUGCAGAAGAGCAAUCGGUGUCGAAGAAGGCGCGUGUGGAAGAGGACGCUAUGGAGCAGGCAGUGGCCAAGUUGGGUGAGUUGCGUGACGGCUUGGCUGGGUUCGCGACGGAGGUGGAUGCGGUGGACUUGAAGAUAUCUGCAGCGCACGCGUUGUUGAUGCAUCAGCAUUGGCCGGAGCUGAAGGCGAUAUAUGCGCGGCGCGAUGCGUUAAUCGAGAAGGAGGAGGGCGUGUGGGGUAGGUUGAUAUGCUCGCAUCCGGUAACGAUGAUGGGUCUGGUUGCCCCGAUUGAGGUCAAAUUCCUUUGUGAUUAUCUUCAGCGUGUUGAGUUGAACGAUUACCUUGACGCACACGGUUCUUAUGAGCUCGUCUUCCACUUUAAGCCGGAGGCCUCCAAACUGGUCGAACCCACCACGUGGAGGAAGAAGGUCGUGAUUAAGGAAGAUCUGGAAACCGUCGACGAAGAAAAAACUGAAGUUACACAGCUCGUCUUCAAAGACGACAGCUGGAACCCUGUAAACAACGCCGCCGAACUCCGAGCCGAACACAAAUCGGAAAAUGCAGACGAAGAAGACCUACCCGUCUUCUGUCUCGCCAACUGGUUCUCCAAGAAAAACGCUGCUGAAGCUGGCGAAUUUGGCGAAGUCUUCCGCAAAGACCUCUAUCCCAACCCCGAAGAAAUUAUCUCAGCCAUGCUCGACGGCGACCACGAAGAGUCCUCCGAAGAUGAUGACGAAGAUGAUGAGGAGGAAAAUGCCGCCCAGGAAAACGCCGAAGAAUAA
Gregarina niphandrodes is the source of this 795-nucleotide messenger RNA. Its product is annotated as nucleosome assembly protein. Lineage: Eukaryota; Apicomplexa; Conoidasida; Eugregarinorida; Gregarinidae. The record is from RefSeq and is a predicted model, not a curated record. The coding region runs from base 1 to 795 and encodes 264 amino acids. The transcript has a single exon.